Messenger RNA from Trichosurus vulpecula (common brushtail), 3849 nucleotides. RefSeq names its product PHD finger protein 13 (gene PHF13). The coding region runs from base 353 to 1255 and encodes 300 amino acids. The transcript has 4 exons. NCBI's taxonomy places the organism in Eukaryota, Metazoa, Chordata, Mammalia, Diprotodontia, Phalangeridae. Gene Ontology annotation, molecular function: chromatin binding. The record is from RefSeq and is a predicted model, not a curated record. Gene Ontology annotation, biological process: mitotic chromosome condensation.
GACUACAUUUCCCGACAGGUCUAGCGGCGCUCCCGCCCGCCCUCCCGAGACACGAGCCGAACUGGGCGUCAGGUCGGGAGCCGGUCCGGUUCCCGCUCCCCGCUCUCCGCCGCUGCCUCCCUCCCGCAGCGCCCCUACCCACCGAGCCGCGCAGACCCUGAGCCUCGGCUGGGGCUGCACCGCCGCCCUCGCCGGCCUCUAGAGCCCACCCAGCGGAGCCAGGCGCUGGCAGCCGAGGGCGGGACCCCCGAUUCCCCCCCCAGCCCUACCCCGGAGCCCCGGGGCCCGAGCCGGAGACCCCCGCCCCCGCCGCCGCGUCGAGGACCUCGGCCGCCCCCGGCUUCCGAGGAAUAUGGACGCCGACUCGUGCGCCUCCGCCUUCCACCCUGAGGAAUACUCCCCCAGUUACAAGAGGCGGCGAACUGUGGAAGAUUUCAACAAGUUUUGUACCUUUGUCUUGGCAUAUGCUGGUUACAUCCCUUAUCCAACAGAGGAGCCUCCUUUGAGGAGCAGCCCCAGCCCUGCCAACAGCACAGCCGGGACCAUCGAUAGUGAUAGCUGGGAUGCCAGCUUUGCUGACCUGCCCCCAUCAGUGUCCCUGCCUGUUGCUGACCGGUGCUUUGGCCACUUGCAGCCCUCCCUUCUGCAGCGAGCCAAACCCAGCAACUUCCUCAUGGACAGAAAGAAGACAGACAAGCUGAAGAAGAAGAAGAAGCGUAAGCGGAGGGAUGCAGACAUGCCAAUGGAGGAGGAGUACAUGGGGGGCCUGCUGAAGCUGGAGCCGGCUGACACUUUUGCCCAGAGAACGGCCAGCCCUGACCUGCAGGACAUCCCUGCGGCCAGCAGCGACCCGUGCUCGGGCUGGGAUUCUGACACCCGCUCGAGCGGCUCCUGUGCAGUGGCCACCCCCGAGGAAGUCAAGGAGAUUCAGACAGAAGGCAAACGGACUGUCAUACGGCAGGGCAAACAGGUGGUGUUCCGGGACGAAGAUAGCACUGGGAACGAUGAGGACAUCAUGGUGGACUCGGAUGACGAUUCCUGGGACCUCGUCACCUGUUUCUGCAUGAAACCUUUCGCUGGACGACCGAUGAUUGAAUGUAAUGAGUGUCACACCUGGAUCCACCUGUCCUGUGCAAAAAUCCGGAAAUCCAAUGUUCCUGAAGUGUUUGUUUGCCAAAAGUGCCGGGACUCCAAGUUUGACAUCCGCCGCUCCAACCGCUCCCGAAUGGGUUCCCGGAAGCUCUUUCUGGAUUGACUGGGGUGGGGCAUGACUUCAAAGGAAGAAUUAGAAGGGCCGGUGGGUGUUCUUUGGGGUCACUUUUUCUGAAUCUGAGCACAGAACUGUUAGCGAGAGUGGUGUGGCCAUCCUCGCCCUUCUGACAUCGAGGUGCCUAAGCAGGACAGGUUGUCCAAGGUACAUAAAAACUGUACAUAGUUGGUGACGACGUAGAAUCUUUGUUGGCCAAAGCCGCUGCUGGGGCCCCGUGCUCCGCAGCCAGAGCAGGCUCGACACCGUGGUGUUGAGCUCAAAAUGAGGGUAUGUGAUGGUUGUGAGUCUUUUCCCCCACUUUGGACUGCUGGGGUGGGGCUGGGGGGGUGAGGGUGGGGACAGGGACAGUCCUCCCCAGAGGGAGGAAGACAUCUCUGGUUUCCAAGGAUUCAACAAGCGAACAGCCAUAUGUGUUAAGCUUCCCGAGUAUAAGUCUUUUACCGUAAGUGUCUGUAUAGCUAGCCUAACAUUGCCCUUUCCUCAGCCAUCAGUUCCCUAGCCUGCUGCCUUGGCCUGAGAGGGGGCAUCCUAGGUCAGUCGCAAGUGGCGUCCUCUGGUCUUGCUGUGGGGAGAGUCUGGGCCAGUGAUUCCCCCUCCAGUGGUUUUCAGAUGCUCUCCUGGUGUAUUUAGAGGAAUCGCACAGGGCUGCUUCUGUUGGGGCAGAGCCAGGAUGGUCUCUUAGAUGAAAGGGGCCUGAGUCGUUGAUACAAGUUUCCAUUUUGCACGAUAUAAAUUUUUUUUUCCUUUUUUCCCUUUUUGUUUCCUUUUUUUGUUUGUUUUUUUGUUUUUGCACGAUCCAGCCAAACUGAGUUUGGCGGAUUCCCUGCCUGGUUCCCCCCUUGUCUUUGGGACAUGUUGGGAUGCAGAGUAGAGGUGCUCUCUUCAGAGUGAGUGGGAGCAGAAUGGUUCCCUCCUCAUUUCUUCCCCCAGUGCACUGACCCUGCCUGCAUCAUGAUACAGGCAGUUAUCACUGGAGAUGAGUAGUGGUCUUAUUCAAGUAAGAAAUGUCCUGAGCAAAGCCAGGGAUCUAUGUUUCCUAAGGCAGAUUGAGGAGUCUGCCUCUUACACAGGGUGGAUUGCCUUUGGGCAUCUGCAGAGCAAGGGUAGAACUUAAAAGCCCUUGCAUACUUAAGUUGUUGAGUGUUGUCCCAAUACUGGCACUCAGGUGUUUGUGGCAUUUGUGUUAGGUCCUGUUAACCGCUCCCCGGCCUCUGUAACUUUAAAACUCCUGAUGUGGUCCACAGCAGGAAGAUCCUGAUUGUGUUUGGCUAUGGGAAGUCUAGGGGAUUUUGAGGUGUGUGUGUGACCCUAGCUGAGCUCUGCUGCAGGGCCAUCCCCGUUGCAGAACCACUGGCUGAUUCUGCUACUUGGUUAACAAGAGAAUGACCUGAGCUUUUUUCUCCUUAAUGACUAAGUUGACAAAUAACUGUAUGUAGCCGCUGUUCAAGGCCUUGUUUUAAAAAAAUAAAAAAUUAAAAAAAAAAAAUCCAUCCCUUGUAAAUGAAUGAAUGUUGUUCUUUAGAAAGUGUGGAAAGGGUAAGUGGAAUUGAAGUUAGAAGUUUUAUUUCCAAACAAAAAGGGCUCAGCCAGCCUCCCCCACAGAGGUGCUAUGGGCUUAUAAAGUUGCUUUUUUUUUUUUUUCUUCAGUAGGGGCAUGAGACUACUAAGCUUCUCUCCUCAAGGAAAAGCUGUCCUAUUUUGUUGAAUCCAAGCCCCUUUUUAGGUCUGGUGUCUUUCACACCCUUGCCCAGCUGGCUUUUUUUAAGUUCAUUUACCAUUUGAGCAGAAAAAAGAAGAAACUGAGUUCCUUGAAACCUGGUCCAACACGAAGAAUCCCAAGGGCGAAGUUAAAUCAUAGGUUACAGAAUUUUAAAAGUGCACUCUGAAACCGCCCAGCUUCCACGAGGGCAUCUACCAUACGCUCAAGAGGCAUUCGCAGCCAAAGAUCUGCCCCCUUCGACCACCUGUCUAGUUUCUGCACCAAGAGAAAUAACCAAAGUUUCAAAAUCCUUUUUGUUUGUUUGUUAGACAUUUUUAUUCCACAAAGUGUUAAAGAGUGCUCGAAAGCAAAACCUCGGGCAGUUGAAGUUGGGGUCCCUAGUCAGCGAUCCACGUUAGUCACACGGUUAGAGAGCCAUGGCCAUUGUCAGUGUAGGGACUAGGCUUCAUGGGGGUUUCUUGUCCGGAAGUGACUCUUGGGAAGGCCUACAAUGUUCAUCUGGUGGUUUUUAUCAAGUGGGUUCCUGGUCUGUUCCUUCAACAGACCUAUACCAGGGUGGUGUCUGAAAAGCCAGGCAAGUGCGUUUCUGCGUUAGAUUGAGCUGGGGUAGCUGCAGUCGGCUUAUUUUAUGCAAAUGAGGUGUGUCCCAUCCAGGGGCUCCUGGCAUGUGGCCGAUAGAGUUGGGGGGGAGGGGGAGGAUGUCUCCAGAAGUUAGGGGUCCCUCUUGGGCUUUGGCCAGGCCAGACACUUAACAUCGUUUACAUGGUUCUGUGUAAUUAUAAAGUUUAUGUGUAUAGAGAAGCUGUUUCUGUGAAACUGUAUAUUUUGUAAAUAAAUAUAUUGAUACUUUGAAGUUCAA